Messenger RNA from Micropterus salmoides (largemouth bass), 2190 nucleotides. Its product is annotated as interleukin-15-like. Gene Ontology annotation, cellular component: extracellular region. NCBI's taxonomy places the organism in Eukaryota, Metazoa, Chordata, Actinopteri, Centrarchiformes, Centrarchidae. The record is from RefSeq and is a predicted model, not a curated record. Bases 193 to 738 code for a protein of 181 amino acids. Gene Ontology annotation, biological process: neutrophil activation; positive regulation of immune response; immune response. Gene Ontology annotation, molecular function: cytokine receptor binding; cytokine activity. The transcript has 7 exons.
ACAUGACGAUAUCAGGGCGUGUGUAAGUCGGUCUAAGAGCAACAUUUGGACCGCAGUAACAAUCGUCGUCUUUAAUAUUAUUGCUGGACCCAAAUCAGUGAGACAAAAUAAUUUUAUUACAAGUGAAAUGCAAAAAUGUGAUCUUCGCCUGUUGCUCCGCUGGGUAGGAGAGGAACUGUUGCCGCUGCGCAGAUGACAGACUUCAUGAAGGUGAUCCCGGUGAUACUCGUCCAGCCCACAUGUUACGGAGAGAAAAGAGCGGGUGGAUCUCUGUUAUGUACCUGCCUCUGCCCUGCUAGAAAGACGUCCAGUUCCAGUCAACCUGUAACCUGUGCAGAGAGAGCCACAAAACUCAGCUUAUUGAGUACAUCUAUGUAUGCUGCUUCUGUGCCUGGUACAGACAUUGUACAGACUUGCUUGGAGAAGCUAAAACACACCAUUGAGAAAUCUGACGCUAUGCUGUAUGCUCCAUCAAGGAAUGACUAUCACGGGAACUGUAAAAAUAUGACUCUCAAAUGUUACAUGUUGGAGUUGAUAAUGGUCCUCAAUGAAGAAGAAAUUGUGGAUAAUAAAGUAGACUGCAUCCUUGAUUUCAAUGCAAAACUGCUUGAAGAUCAAUCAGAUCAGCACAAUACUGGCUGUCUACCAUGCGAAGCACACUCACUUAAAAAUAUUACAAUAUUCCUGGAAAGACUAAAAACCCUUUUGGAAGAAAUAACUACGGAGGGAAACUCUUAACACGCAAUAUGAUGUAAAUACUGUAAGCUACAAAUGUGUAUUUGUAUAUAUUUGUAAAGAAUUGUGGCUCUGUUUUGAUUGUGUAAAUAUCACAUAACAUUUUGAAUGUAUAGGAUGACAGUACUGUGUUUACCUAUGCAGAUUAAGCCUCUCAGUCACUGUGCCUCACAAUCAUCCUUUAAGUUGUACAGGUUUGAAAGAUGUAUCAGGAAGUAGCAUACAGUAGCAGCAUGUACUGUGCAGUAUAUACAGAAUGUGGGAAGAAUGUAAAUAUGGGCCUUUUUGCUUUUAUUUUGAUAGUGGAGCCGGAGAUAGACAUCAAAGUAUUUUGAUAAUGUAGCUGGAGAUAGACAGGAAGGGGGGAGAGAGAGGGGGUGACGUGCAGAAAAGGGCCACAGGCUGGAUUCAUUCAAACCCAGAUGCAGUAAGGACUCAGCCUUGGAUCACUGCUAAACACUAAUGAAUGUAAUACCUAUUACACAGUAAAUGGCUAAUGAACUCCAGUAUCUUGAGAACAGUUACUCACUCCAGUAAAUAAUAUCCAAACUGUAUAUAAUCUUUCAUUUUAUUUCUUUUAUCUGUCUUUUAUUGUGCCAUACCAUUAAGUGUUUGUUAAAGGUGCUCAUUAGAGUUUGUUGGUAAACAGUUAAUGUUUACUGUUAGUAUUAGAGGACAUUCAGCCUGAAUACUGCCUUGUGUUAAAAUAGCACAAGCAGCUGUGUUGGUAGGGGUGUGUUACUUCAUUUACCAGUGAGACAUAAAAUAUGAUACUGAAAGGACAGUUUUUAGUUAACAGUUAUCAGUUAUCAGACACCAACACAGAAAGUUUUCACGGUGGCAAUGGUGGUGUCUUUAGUUGCGACAAUCAUGUGGUAAACCAUAGAAAUAUAGCGUUCAUGUUACAGUAUAAUCUGCCAGGAAUGCAUGCUUGGAUGUAUUUAUUGGCCAACGCAGUUACUUGUCAGAUGAUGUAGAAUUGCAGACCGGCAAGGCUGGUUUCUUUGGUGAAGCCCCCUGCGUCCGCUUUCAAAAGAAUAAGGAAGCUGUGUUUUUUUAACAAGGGCUAACAAACAUGCUGAGAGCAGAUCCUUCCUCAUAAAAUACUUGCAAAGCACUUUUUAAAAAAAAAAAUUAAAAUUGUGCAUUUGUGACAUCCAUAUGUGUUUGCUUCACUGCCUUUGAUGGCACAUUGGUACAGUAUGUUUGUAGCUUGAGACCGACAUCAGGAUGUGAAUCGCCACGGCCUCACGUUUGCAUAAUGUAAACAAAACGUUAAACCACACAUGCUUGCUCCAUAGCACUACUCAGGGUCAAAAGCUCCACAGGGUAUCUUUAAAUAAAGCAAAAUGAUGAUAUUCUACUCACUUGUGGAAAGUGUUCACCGGUCUCAUCAUGUGAUGCUCUGUUUGGAAUUUGACACUAGAAAAAUGAAAUAAAAGUUUGCCAAAACUA